AUGAAUGAGGAAUAUGACCCAAUCCUUGAACCCACUUUCAUGGAGUCACAUGAAACCACGUUGGCUCAUGAUGUACCCAAUACUCCAAUCACGCUACCUUACUUGAUUACCCUAGAAUCAAGAUACUUCACUCGUCUUAUUCAAAUGGGAGAUUUCAUCUCCGAAAGAUUCACUGAGCUAGAUUCAAAACUCCAGACAUUACUUCAAAGAAUGGAUAGAAUUGAAACUACCAUUCAAAAUAUGGGAGGCCAAUUCUCCACCAUUCAAGAUCAAAAGUUGGACCUAAUUAUUCAACAAACACUGCCUCCCGUGCAGUGCAUAUUCUGUAAUCAGCUGACGAAGGAUGGGCACAGAACCAAUAGUUGCCAGAUCUACUCAACAACUAUCGAGCGUAUUCUUCGCUUGCAAGCAAUUAGCAAGUGCGUCCGAUGCCUCGCCGACAGUCAUGAGGAUGAUUGCAAAUCCUACUGCUUCAAGUGCAAGGCGACAGACCAUCACGGAACCUUGUGCAGUGUGAUGCCAAUAGCAAAGCGACGAAUGCAGCAAUAG
This is a messenger RNA of Auanema sp. JU1783, 549 nucleotides long. NCBI's taxonomy places the organism in Eukaryota, Metazoa, Nematoda, Chromadorea, Rhabditida, Rhabditidae. The record is from the annotation of a GenBank genome assembly.